CCUCCCUAUCUUUGUGCCCCAUUGCUCAACAGGGUUCAAGAGAUUGUCUGCCUAUCGGUCAUCAUCUAGAUCUAGCAAGAAAAAAAGGAAACCAAGUUGCGCUUAAACCAUAAAAAGAACAGAUUUCAAAAGCAACAAGAUUUAAAAAAGGAAUGACAAGCUCAUCGACGCCGCUUUCCGACUACACCACGGUCUUUCGCGCCAAGACCACGGACAGCGGCACAGUCGAGGCGACUACAUCAGCGCCGGCGCUAGACCCUUCACGCCGUCGCAUCAGGAGAAGGAACCGGCCGGCCGUGGCCUGCGAACCCUGCCGGCUUCGCAAAAAGAAGUGCGACAGGCAGCACCCGUGCCUGGGCUGCGUUGGACGCGGAGACACGUGCUACUAUGCCGCGGCCCCAGCCUUGGGCGCGACGGGCGGCGGCGUCGGUGGUAGUGGUGGUGGUGGUUCCACGAUCGCAGGGCCCAGGGGCGGAGGCUCGAUUUCCAAAGGCCAUGGUGGCGCCGGAAGCGGAGGUGGAUCCAGUAGAUACGAGGCGCAGGUCCGGCUGCAGAGAUUAGAGGACAUGGUCAGUGAGCUGAUGGGUCGUGCGCAGGGGGCAGGCAGCAGCAGCAGCAGCGGCGAGACUCCCGAGACGGCGCAGAGCAGCAGUAUCACGUCCGGCCCCUCACCCGCCUCGUCGGCCUCGCCCGCGUCGGGCCGUGCCGGCGAACUACACCCACAAAACCUCUCGGGCGUCGUCGACAUGGCGCCUCGGCCGGGUGAGCACCUGGGAGGCAACCAGGAGGGGUCGACGGCGACGCCGUUUAUCGGCGCCACGCACUGGUCCGCGUUCUUGCAACAGAUUCGCGACCUGCAGGGCUACCUCGAGCACGAGAUGGCCGAAGACGCCGCCCCACCGCCCGCGCGAACAUCCCGGACCCCGUCGCCACGACCGUCGUCGUCGGGUGGCCGGCUCGAAACCGACUUUUUGCUCGAGAGGAGGGGCGCCCGCGUGUCGAUCGACGAGAUCGUGGAUGCGCUCCCGCCGCGGACCGAGUGCGACAAACUGCUGGCGGCCUACUUUUGCAACGACUUUCUGCGCGCGCCCAUGCUGCACUCGGUGCAGUUCCAGCGCAUGUACGUCGCAUUUUGGGAGAGGCCCGAGGCCGCGAGCGUGCUCUGGGUCAGCAUGCUGUUCUCGGUGCUGUACAUGUCCUCGGGGGUGGAGUUGGCGCGGCGGGCGUCAAGGGGCCGCGACGAGGGCGCCGUCUUCCAGCCCAAGGACAUGGAGGCGUGGCCCGAGGUGGUCAAGCUCGGCGCCCUCCGCGACAUGGCGGCGCGGUGCCUCGUGUCUGGCGACUACCUCAAGGGGCCCGAGUACGCCGUCGAGGCGCUCGCGCUCUGCAGUUUCAUGCGUCUCUACAGCAUCGACGGGGAGACGGACCCGAUGCUGUGGGCCGGCGUCGGCACCGCCAUCAGGCUUGCGCAGCAUCUGGGUUACCACCGAGAUCCUCGGCACCUGUCCUCUACUGCGGCAGUCGGCGGCCGUGGUCAGGAACGCCCGGCGUUGUCUGUGUUUGCGGGAGAGAUGCGCCGGAGAACAUGGUAUGUUCUCGAAGCCUUUGACUUCCUCCUCUCCUUCCGCUACGGAGUUCCCACCGUCAUACAUGGAGACGACACCGACACCGAUGGCCCUACCAACCUGAUAGACACCGACUUUGACGAGCACACAACGGUGCUGCCGGCGGAACGGCCCAGCACUGACCCGACGAACAUGCUGUACAUCUGCUACAAGUCCAAGUCGAUCCGGCUAGCCCGCCGCCUGGUGCGCCACACCAUCCGGCAGCAGCAGCAGCAGCAUCAGGAGCAACAAGACAUAGCCUCGUCGCCAUCGUACCAGCAGACCAUGGCCCUCGACGCCGAGCUGCGCGCCCACCUCACCAACAUGCCACCGAGCCUCCGGCUCAUCCUGCCCAUCUGCGAGCACGCGCCACUGACCGAUACGCCGCCGCGCAUCAUCCAUCGCGUCGCGGCAGACCUCAUGUACCACAAGUCCGUGUGCGUCCUGCACCGCGCCUACCUGACUUGUGGCGGCGGCGGCGGAAGGUUGCCGGAUCCAAGCGUCGAGUACUCGCGCACGGCAUGCCGCGCCUCUGCGCUGCGCAUCUUAAAAGUCCAGGCCGAGAUCGAAAGGGAGAUGAGGCCCGGCGGCCGCCUGCACGGCGAGGAUUACCUGUUGGGCGGCGUCGUCAAGCACGAUUUCCUGCUUGCCGCGACCAUCAUGUGUCUGGACUUGGUCGAGUCGUCGUCUUGUGGGAGUACAAGUCUCGAUGACCAACUGGAAAAGCUCGAGGUGCUGGAGAUGACGUACGGAUUCUGGUACAGCCGCCGGCACUCAUCCCGGGACACGACGUACGCCGUCAAAGUCCUGGGUGCGAUCAUAGCCAAGGUAAAGAGGACCAACAAGGAGCUUGCUGGGUCCACGGCAAGACAAUGGCGACAGCAGCAGCAGCAACAGCAGCAGCAGCAGCCGCCGCAACCGCAGCCGCAGCAACAGGAUUCGCAGUGGCUGGCCACUAUUACAUCGUCAUUGUCACCCCCGGUGCCGUCUUCAGGACAAGCAGGGCUCGUAGCUGCCGCUCCGGAAACAUUCCACAUACAAGAUUCAAUGUAUGAUUUGCCGUUGGACGAUGACUUCCUCGCUAUAAAUGCCGAGGAUAUCGAUUGGGACAUGAUCGACUCGUUUCUUCUAGAUCGCCAGUCAACGCUUGAUCCGCGUCAAGAGUCUCAAGACUGGCUGGCUUUCGGUCCGAUAUGAGACUGGGAAAUUUACCAGCAGGAUUCAUCCUUUACCGCUGUGUAAAUCCGAACAGGGCCAUUUGUGGCCUCAUGAAUUAUAUUCUACACUCAACGUUUCUGUCUCUUGCCCUUGUCACUACCCGCAGACAGCACACUCGCACUGCGCUUGUUUCGACUUCCUGGCCUUGAGCCUCUUGACCCAGGCCGCGUGCCUGUUGUUUUAUCUUUAUCGGCAACUUCUUCGUCCUUUAUCGCCGAUACUUCCUCCUCAGUCGCCUGUCCAUUUUCGGCACUCUUCUUUUCACCAUUCAUGUACAGUUCUGCUUCGGCGCUCGCAGCCACUGUGGACUUGUCCCCAUUCGCCUCGCCACCGGCAGCAUUGUCGGCUUUACUAGAGAGUGGUUUCUCGCCGUCGGCUUUUGCAGGGGCAGUGGCUGUCUUGUCGCCGCCCUCUGUUGGAGCCUUGGCAGCAUCGGCAGCACCGUCCGUUUGGCUUGCGGCGGCACCCUGCGCCUUUUCUCUUUCCGUUUUGCGUGCCUGCUCGACCUUGAUCUCACCAUCCAGCUUGUCGAUCUGUUUCCGCAGGUCGACGAGCUGUGUGACAGUCUGUACCAACUGCUCGAACUGUGAAGUGACGGCAGCGGUCGGCAUGACGAGGCGCGCCGGUAUGUCGAGCUCGUUGAGCACGUUCGUAAUACGCUGCUGCUGUUGCAUGCUCUUGUGAGAGAAGAGUUUGUUGACCUUCUCGUUGCGGAAGGUCGGCCCAGAGCUGAGUCGGUCGUGGAAUGAAACACCGUAGACUUGCUCCUCGUGCUCGUUGAGCUUGCGCCUCUCUGUUUGGGCCGAGCCCUUCUUGCUCCCCUUCGUAGGCGCCUCGACGGGAGUGGGUUUCUCGACGGCAGAAAUAGAAUCCCUGUGAUUCCCUGCGGGGGUUGCCGCAGUGCUCUCGCGCCGGCUUUCUGUUGUGGCACUUGCGGGCUGUGCAUUCGAAGCCGCGCCUGCAGAAGCAGGAGCGGCGGUGGUUGCAGCCGCAGCCGCAGCACCGCCUGCACUCUCUGGAGCCAUGAGAGACUUGCGCUUCUUGGUCUUGUCCGCAGUCACGAUAUUCUGAAUCAAAUUGCUUAAUCCUUGGCUGGUCUUGAAACUGCUUAUGUCGGUGGUAUCCGAGGUUGGCGGAUAGUCCAGUCUGUUGUACAACUCCCUGCGCUCCUCAUUGAAUCGCUCUUGCCUGGCCAGGAUGCGCUUGACCUCGAGCAGCAAUGACUCCUCUUCUCGGGCCUCCUCCUUUGUCCUCGUAAGACAGUUGGCGGCGAACUUCUUCCUUUGCGUCUCCUGAACCGGGUCGAAUUUUAGCAUAGUUUCGUAUAGUUGGAACUCGUCGUUCGUCA
This is a messenger RNA of Pyricularia oryzae 70-15, 4170 nucleotides long. Its product is annotated as fungal specific transcription factor domain-containing protein. Gene Ontology annotation, cellular component: nucleus. Bases 153 to 2801 code for a protein of 882 amino acids. Gene Ontology annotation, biological process: DNA-templated transcription; regulation of DNA-templated transcription. NCBI's taxonomy places the organism in Eukaryota, Fungi, Ascomycota, Sordariomycetes, Magnaporthales, Pyriculariaceae. The record is from RefSeq and is a predicted model, not a curated record. Gene Ontology annotation, molecular function: zinc ion binding; DNA-binding transcription factor activity, RNA polymerase II-specific; DNA binding. The transcript is spliced from 5 exons.